Messenger RNA from Brassica napus (rape), 762 nucleotides. Its product is annotated as disease resistance protein RPS6-like. The record is from RefSeq and is a predicted model, not a curated record. Lineage: Eukaryota; Viridiplantae; Streptophyta; Magnoliopsida; Brassicales; Brassicaceae. Gene Ontology annotation, biological process: signal transduction. The transcript has a single exon. The coding region runs from base 196 to 681 and encodes 161 amino acids.
UUGUUGACUUUCCUCAACUAUUGUCCAACAAGUUUCGUUUUAUUUUCCAUGAAGUUCACCAAAACUAGUGACAUGAUAUGAGUUCCAUCAUCAAAACGACGAUUACCUGCUCUAGUUUCUUUUGAGUUUGUCCUCUCAACUACCAGUUAUUGUGUUCUAUAUCUUGCCACUUCCUAGAAAGAUACUAAUGAUCUAAUGGCCUCUUCCCGCAAUUGGCUAUUCGAUGUUUUCCCAAGCUUCAGUGGGGAAGAUGUCCGUCAAACUUUCCUAAGCCAUUUACUAAAGGAGCUUGAUCGCAAACUGAUCAGUGCUUUCAAAGACAGUGAAAUCAAGAAAAGCCAGUCCAUUGGCCCCGAGCUGGAACAAGCCAUUAGAGAUUCAAGGAUCGCCGUGGUAAUCUUCUCGAAAAACUAUGCAUCUUCAAGCUGGUGCCUUGAUGAGUUGCUGGAAAUCAAGAAAUGUAAGGACAUUUUUGGCCAACUUGUCAUACCGAUCUUCUACAGGUUGGAUCCUACUCAUGUCAGGAAACAGACCGGAGAUUUUGGAGAGGUUUUUGAGAAGACUUGCCAUAACAAAACAGAGGACAAGAAAAAUCAAUGGAAGCAAGCGUUGACCGAUGUUGCUAAUAUCCACGGAUAUCAUUCUCGAAAUUGGUAUCACUUUAUCUAUUCUAUUAUUUAGAAUAUUACUUUUAUCUACCAAUACAAAAUUGUCAUUUAAAUUUAAAAAUAUAUUUUGACCCGCACUGUUGUGCGGAUGAUU